GCUCAUCUCAUAGAUAAUCAUAUGUUUCUGUUCUUAAUUCAUCGGUUUAUCAUACUUUGUUUAUUUUAAUGUUUUUUGCUUAAUCUUGUUUUAUUGGUCAUUUUUCUCACAUCAUUCUGUCCAUUUCGGUUCUUAAACUUCCUGAAUAAUUUUCUAAAAUGUCUGAACCAGUUGAUAGUGUUCAUUUUGAUGGGAUAUUCCAGCAAACAUACAACUUUAGAGAUUGGUCGAUUGUCACUCGUCGAAGUCACAUUUUACAAUCGAAAUGCAGUGAUAAUUGUGAAGAUAAACCAAACUCUCCCUGUCUUUUUUGCAAAUUCGGACAAGAAUUAUCUCUGGUCCAUUUGCCAGAUAUGACGUUUGCCAAAAACAUCUUAAGAAUAGUUCAUAAGAAGGGAUUUGGUCUUGAAUUUGACUGUCUCAAUGCUCUAAAAUCAAUACCCAAAACAGCACCAGAAGGUAUGAAAGUUGAUUCAUCAGAGGAAUGGUUGAAGGCGCGAGAAGAUUGUCAACACUCAAAGAGAGUUCCCAAUCCAUUCGAUUGGACUUUCACUACAAAAUAUAAGGGCCACUUAAUUCCCAGUCUUAAUGGUCAAACACUAAUUGAGGAACCAACAAGUGAAAUAAUUGAUAUUGACAAACUUAAAGUUAAAGAAAAUAUACUUUUCUAUGAUGAAGUCCAUUUAUUUGAAGAUGAAUUGGCAGACAAUGGAGUAGCGCAAUGUUCAGUUAAAAUACGAGUUAUGCAGCAUUGUUUUUUCAUCUUAUUAAGAUAUUUUUUGAGAGUCGAUAAAGUGAUGGUCCGAAUCAAUGAUACAAGAAUUUUCUAUGAAACUGACAAAAAUUACAUGUUAAGAGAGUACACAAGUAAAGAACAAGACAUAUCGAAAAUUGCUUUGCCUAUCGAAACUUUACUGGAUCCAGUUUUAUUAAGCCAACAACUACCUACAAAGGAAAAAAUGUACCACAAACUAAAAUUUCCUUGUUGAUGAUAAAUUUUGCAAGGCAAAAAUUUUUUCUAUUGGAUCUCAGGUGCGCAAAGGGCAAAUUUCACACUACUCAGUGAAAUUAAGUUGUGUUAAUUUAUUUUUUAGCAGAUUUACAAUGAAAGAUGAAUGAAAGAUUCCAUUUGUAUUGAAGCAUGGUCAAUAUAAUACAAUCAGAAGAUAAAUGCUAAAGCUAAACUUGCUACAUUUAGCCUUUCAUCAAAUGUGAUCUUUCCAUUGUAAUAGCUUUCAUUUAUUGGAAAACUUUCAUCCAAGGUCUUAAAACAAUAUAAAAUGAGGUUGAAUUGUUCUUCGGAUUAAAAUUGACAAUCGAGUAUAAAUAUUUCUACAUUAUUUUUGUAAUCUAAAUGACACUAUUCAAGUAAAUUAGUGAAAACACAACAA
Messenger RNA from Tetranychus urticae (two-spotted spider mite), 1391 nucleotides. Its product is annotated as TIP41-like protein. NCBI's taxonomy places the organism in Eukaryota, Metazoa, Arthropoda, Arachnida, Trombidiformes, Tetranychidae. The record is from RefSeq and is a predicted model, not a curated record. Gene Ontology annotation, cellular component: cytosol. Gene Ontology annotation, biological process: TOR signaling.